Messenger RNA from Eriocheir sinensis (Chinese mitten crab), 1622 nucleotides. RefSeq names its product RAB6A-GEF complex partner protein 2-like. NCBI's taxonomy places the organism in Eukaryota, Metazoa, Arthropoda, Malacostraca, Decapoda, Varunidae. Gene Ontology annotation, cellular component: Ric1-Rgp1 guanyl-nucleotide exchange factor complex; Golgi membrane. The transcript has 10 exons. Bases 252 to 1445 code for a protein of 397 amino acids. The record is from RefSeq and is a predicted model, not a curated record. Gene Ontology annotation, biological process: retrograde transport, endosome to Golgi.
CCCAAGACCAAGAGCAAAACAAGGCAGCAGCUGUCAGAGUGUCAGACAGUCUGCUCCUGCUGGACGGUGGGCGGCCGGGCUCCCGGGGACGGAAAAACGCUUGAGGGGCAGCAGUAUACAGCACCGUGGCGGCCCAUCUCUGCGUUGGGACACUCUUCAUCCUGUAAGGUGGCAGCAGUGAGGAGCCUCAUAUCCCACGGUUAGUGAGGGAGCAAGCAGCUUCACUUCCCACCUACUGCCAGCAAGUGGAGAUGGUGGAAGUGUGUGCACAGGUGCUGGGAGGACCAGUGCAUCUUGCUGGGGACACCGUGCAGGUCUGCGUCACUGUCACGGCUCCCUCACUCAACCCAGCCCUCCGUGCCCAGUCCAGUGAUGUGUGUGAGGUGGUGGCAUGGGGAAGUGCUCAGAUCCACUGUCAGUGCUCAGUCAAUGAGGCACGUGUGAGGCUACCAGCAUCCAGUCCCCGCCAGGCUGAGGAGCGAGCAAUGGCCAACGCAGGUCAGAUAAAUAACGGACAUGACACUUCUUUUGCCCCGUGCCGGGGUGAGCGAGGCCGCGUUGUGUUAUCCACCAAGCCCAAGAUUCUAUUCUGCGACCUUCAGCUUCUCCCAGGCGAGAGCAGAUCAUUUGUGUACAAGGAGACACUGCCAUGUGAUGCCCCACCCACCUACCGGGGACAGCUACUCAAGUAUGCCUACAAGAUCACUAUCGGCACUCAGCGUCUCGGCAGCCCCACCAAGCUGCUGCGGAUCCCCAUCAUGGUCAUUGUGCUGCAAGGGCUUAGUGAAGCAUGUGUGUACAGUGAAAGUGGAGAACUGGCACCCUCCAACCCCUUCCUACACACUCCACAGCGUGACACCCCAAGACACACUGCACUGCAGAUCAUACAGAAUGCAUCAACUCGUAAAAGCCUCAGCCAGUACAACAUUACCAACACAAGGGGAAAAGUGGUGAGGUUCUGCAUUUACAAAUCAAGCUUCAGACUAGGCGAGGACAUUGUAGCCACCUUUGACUUCAGUGAAGCAGAGAUUCCUUGUGUCCAGUAUUCAGUUACCCUGCAGAGUGAAGAGGUCAUUGCAGAGUCUUGUCGACAGCGUACAUCACAGAAGCCUAUGUUGGUGCCUUACAGCAAGGCCCAUGAAGUGUGCCUAAAUCUUUCCCACACACACCUCCUCCUUCCUAUCCCUUUGCACAUCACUCCAACCUUUACAACUGAUAUGGUGAGUCUUCAGUGGCAUCUGCACUUUGAGUUUGUGACCAGUGUGACAGAAGUUCACGGACCUUCACCUUGUGCUAGCAAGGAGGAUCAGGUGGAAUGGCGUGCACCAAGCACUUUAGAUAUUGAGACCAUGGUGUGGGACUUGCCUAUCACCAUCCUGCCUACCACACCAAGCCAGGUGGCUCAGGCCAUCUGUAUGCCAGACCAGCACACCCUGCCACUGUGAACCCAUGGGGCCAUAAGCCAAGGAUAUGUGAUUGUAGCCCUGCGGUACUUCAGAGGGACCUCCCACUCUUCCAGGACUCGGGGGGCUUGGGUGACGGCUGCUGCUCCUGAUGGUGAGGGUCCAGCCAUACCACCUGGUGCACCGCCACCUCGGACUGGAACAAAUAUACACCUUACA